GUGCGUGUUGUGCGCGUGCGUCCCGCGUCGCGUGCGGUUUCGGUUUAUUUUGCGCUAGUCGGCUCGGCUAGCACUCCGCUCCUGACGGAGAAGGCGGCUGAGGCGCACCGUUUCGCCCCGAAUUAAACGCGCUAGCUCCAGAGAUUAAACCACGGCAAUGACCGACUCCAGCCCCGCUGUCGAAGGCCAGUAGCGAAGGGGGGCGAAGGAGGAGUGUCCCUGGCUAUCAUGGAUGACCGCUCAUCUCUGCGUAAAGUGAGCGGCUCCACUGAAUCAGUGUCCACAGUCACCAGCGAGGAGUUUGUGUUGGUGCAGAACGGCGCUGAGGGUUCGCCAUCCAGCUCAGAAGGACGUCCCAAACUCAAGAUGUCUUUAAAUGGAAGUGAGCAGCUGGAGAGGGCAAUGGAGGAGGUUCUGGAGGAUGACUUGAAGACACAGGAGACGAGAUCAGUUACACCAGUGCAGACCGGAGAGACCACUGGCAUGACCACAGAACCAAAAGCACAGGAAAGACCACCGAGCCUGGCUCUCAGUGAAAAUCCUAAUGAAGCAUCCAUGGUGGCAGUGGGGAGUCCAGUGGUGCAGGAGGAGGAGGAGAGUGUGCAGUUCAGUAAGCUCUCCUACCUAGGCUGUACAUGGGUGAAGGCUCCACGGAGUGAGGCCGAGGCUCAGAAAGCAAUGUCCACCCUAAGAGCUGAGAGCCCCAGCCCUAUUCCAAUCACCCUGCAUGUACCCAACAAUCCUGAAGGCUGUGUGAGGAUUGUUGACCAGGCCACAGGCACAGAGAUUGCCUCCUUUCCCAUCUAUAAAGUGCUGUUCUGUGCUCGAGGGAAAGAGGGUUCCUUAGAGAGUGACUGCUUCUGCUUCACCGAGAGCUACCGCAGCUCAGAGGACUUUCAGAUUCAUGUUUUUUCCUGCCAUAUCAAAGAAGCUGUGAGCCGUAUUCUCUACAGCUUCUCCACAGCCUUCAAGCGCUCAUCCAGAGUGACCUCGGAGAACCGCGAGGCGACAUUGCCUCAAUCCCCCGACAGCGACAUCUUUACCUUCACUGUGUCCCUGGAGGUGCAGGAGGAUGACGGCAAAGGCAACUUCAGCCCUGUUCCUAAGGACAGAGAUAAAUACUACUUCAAGCUGCGGCAGGGUGUGCAGAAGAAGGUGGUGGUUACGGUGCAACAGAUCUCCAACAAAGAACUGGAAAUAGAGAGAUGUUUUGGGAUGUUGCUCAGUCCUGGGCAGAAGGUUCGGAAUAACGACAUGCACCUAUUAGACAUGGAGGUGAUGGGGAAGAGCACAGAUGGAAAGGCUUACGUGAUAACUGGCAUAUGGAACCCUAACAACUCUGUGUUUCAAGCCCUCAAUGAGGAAACGCCAAAAGAUAAACAGGUGUAUGUGACUGUGGCUGUGGACCUGGUGGUGACCGAGGUGGUGGAGCCUGUUCGAUUCCGGCUGGAGGCAUUGGCCCGAGUUUAUCCAUCCAAUGAGCGGUUUUGGUACUUCAGCCGAAAAGCUUUCUCUGAGACCUUCUACCUGCAGCUCAAACCGGGCUUGACGAAGGGCAGCCAAGGAGACUCCAUAUAUGAAGUCGUGAGUCUUCAGAGGGAAUCGGAGCGAGCCGGGGGAUCUCAAGGCCGCUUGCAGUCUCCAACUGAGGAGGAGGAGCCGGAGGAAGACAGCGACAGCGAGAUCUCCAGUGGUACUGGAGAUGUGUCUAAAGACUGUCCUGAGAAAAUUCUGGAGUCUUGGGGUGGCAUCCUCUACCGAUGGCAUGGGAACCUGUCUUCUCGUCCUAAAGGGCUGUCCGCUCUGGUGAGACCCGGGAUUCCCGAGGCCCUGCGAGCUGAGGUCUGGCAGCUCCUGUGUGGCUGCCAGGAUGAACAAGAUCUGCUGGAGAUCUACCGCAUCCUCAUCACCAAGGAGUCGCCACAGGAAGGCGUUAUUACCAGGGACAUCCAUCGCACCUUCCCCGCUCACGACUACUUUAAGGACUCGGAUGGUGACGGUCAAGAUUCGCUCUACAAGAUCUGCAAGGCUUACUCUGUAUAUGAUGAGGAGAUUGGUUAUUGCCAAGGCCAGUCUUUCCUGGCAGCAGUGUUGCUCUUGCAUAUGCCAGAGGAGCAGGCGUUCUGCGUGCUGGUGAAGAUCAUGUACGACUACAAACUCCGGGAUCUCUACAGGAACAACUUCGAGGACCUACACUGCAAGUUCUACCAGCUGGAGCGCCUGAUACAGGAGCAGCUCCCAGACUUGUGGUCUCACUUCCAGGAUCUGAAUCUGGAGGCUCAUAUGUACGCCUCCCAAUGGUUCCUGACUCUCUUCACUGCCAAGUUCCCCCUCUGCAUGGUCUUCCACAUCACCGACCUGCUGCUGUGUGAGGGCCUGAACAUCAUCUUCAAUGUGGCACUGGCUUUAUUGAAGACCUCCAAGGAGGACCUGCUUCAGGCCGACUUUGAGGGCGCUCUUAAGUUUUUCCGGGUUCAGCUCCCCAAACGCUACAGAGCAGCCGAAAAUGCUCGCAGACUCAUGGAGCAAGCCUGCAACAUCAAGGUGCCAACUAAGAAACUGAAGAAGUUUGAGAAGGAGUACCAAGCUUUCCGAGAGAGCCAGCUGCAACAGGAGGACCCUAUUGACAGAUAUCAGAGGGAGAACCGGCGGCUACAGGAAGCCAGCAUGCGUUUGGAGCAGGAGAACGAUGACCUCGCCCACGAGCUGGUCACUAGCAAGAUCGCGCUGAGGAACGAUCUCGACCAGGUGGAGGACAAGGCUGACGUGUUGAACAAAGAGCUGCUGAGCACGAAGCAGCGGCUGGUGGAGACCGAGGAGGAGAAGAGAAGACAGGAGGAAGAGACAGCCCAGCUGAAGGAGGUGUUUAGAAGAGAGCUGGAGAAAGCAGAGUCCGAGAUCAAGAAGACCACGGCCAUCAUCGCUGAGUAUAAGCAGAUUUGCUCUCAGCUGAGCACCAGGCUGGAGAAACAACAGGCUUCCACCAAGGAAGAGCUGGAUAUUGUGAAGAGUAAAGUGAUGGCGUGCGAGCGAUGUCGAGAGGUGUUCAGUAAGGACGGGCCCCUGCAGGUCCCCGCAGUGACGCAGGACAACCGCGACUCUGACAUGGACGAGGAAAAGGAUUCUCUGAAGGCUCAGCUGCGGGAACUGGAGCUGGAACUCGCUCAGACCAAACUGCAGCUGGUGGAGGCCAAGUGCAGGAUCCAGGAGCUGGAACAUCAGAGAGGAGUGCUGAUGACUGAAGUCCAAGCUGCCAAAAACUCCUGGUUCAGUAAAACCCUGGGGUCUCUAAAGACCUCAGCGAGUAGUCAGGCACCUUCCUCGCCCAAAGAAGGGCAGUAGGACUCGUACAGGCCUCAGUGAGCGGAGGAAGGAGCAGAUCCACUGCCUAAAGCAAGCAGGGGAAAGGACCGGGCUUUCUGAACACUACUAAACCCCAUGUAGUGAUGCAGUAUUCCCUCUUACACUGGGGGAGAUGGAGAGAGAGAGAGAGAGAGAGAGACACGAGUGAACAGGAUGGAAUCGCCUGAACUGCUGACCCUUAGAACACAGUUCAGCCUUUGUUUCAUGAAGGCACAUAGCGAACAGGUUUCACGAACAUAGUGAGUUAAUGGGGUGAGUUUUGGAAAGUUAUCAGCCACCGGAGCAGCUUUUUCGGUUCUCCGGCAGAAAAAUCAGCCGUUUCUACACUACAGAAAAACCUCCAUUGAGUAUCGUUAAGCACAAAUCACGUGAAUUACAUUACACUUCCAAUUGGGAAAUAUCGCUACUAUAUAUUUAACCCCAAUGCCAAACAAAUCACUUUUAUUUUUUUUCCUAUAUUAUGAUGUCAGGUGUAUGUUUAUGACGUCUCAUUUUAGGUGAUCGCUCCUUUGCACAAGUCAGAGGUCCUGUUUAUCCAGAGUCAUCAGAAGAUGAGCAGACAGGAAUAUAGGAGCAGAUUGAGCAGGAGUGGUGAAUCUCUCUCUCUCUCUCUCUCUCUCUCUCUCUCAGUGCAACACUUCCACCUAGUGGCGGUUUUCAGUACUGCAGUAACUUACUUACCUACUUUGACUGUUAUACUUUUUAAAGGUGGAAUUCCUGAAUAAUAUAGCAUUACUAAUAAGGUUUUAAACUCUGAAGAUAUCUACGUUUGUAUUUUGCAAUUGUAGCUUUGUUUUAUUUUUAUUUGAGAGAUAUAAAGUGAGGGGGGAGGGGGGAAUACUGCAGCCAGAUUUCCAGUUUUUCUAUAUAGUAAUAUCAUUUUUUCAUUUUAAUUUUUUUGUCAUGUGUAUAACAUUUUUUUUAAUCCUGUACAGUUCUAAGAAGAUUGCUGUUUUUUCUUGGUGGGGGGGGGAUUUAUUAGUAUGUAAAUAUUAUUAGUAUAAAGCGAUGUUCAAAACGAUUUUAACUCCGAAAUGACAUUCCUCCUUUGUUCAUUUUACUGCUGUUACUCUCCCGGUGGCUGAAGUCUGAUGAGAGGUUUUGGAGCAGAGACUCCUUCCUGUUCUAUGUGCAAUUUAAGUUAAAUUCAGCCACUUAUAGGAAAACAGCACAUUUACCUAUAGCAGGAGCCAGGUGGCUUUGCAGACAUUCCCCUCACUACCACACCCAUGACUUGAUGAUGUCCAUUUGCGUCUGAUAUAACACGUUCCAACAAAGACGUCUUUAUCGUGAAUACCUUUUUAGUUCGUUUUUACUGUGGUCAAAAGAAGAAAAUGUGUUUCUCUGCUGUUUUGUUGCCAAAAUCUGUUUAUGAACCCGUUAUCAAGCGCGGUCGUUUCUCUGCAAAAAGAUCACGGUUGGUUUAAUCGCCUGUAACACAAAAUGUUCCUACUGAGCAGUUUAGACUCAGCAAGUGGUUAUUAUGGGAUGUAUAGGUUCUCCACUAUGUCCCAGGAUAACGGUCAUAAAUAAAUGUAGAUUCUUGUUCA
Messenger RNA from Silurus meridionalis, 4913 nucleotides. RefSeq names its product RAB GTPase activating protein 1-like (gene rabgap1l). The coding region runs from base 229 to 3342 and encodes 1037 amino acids. The transcript has 26 exons. Lineage: Eukaryota; Metazoa; Chordata; Actinopteri; Siluriformes; Siluridae. The record is from RefSeq and is a predicted model, not a curated record.